Aureobasidium subglaciale EXF-2481 is the source of this 2432-nucleotide messenger RNA. RefSeq lists its product as uncharacterized. Lineage: Eukaryota; Fungi; Ascomycota; Dothideomycetes; Dothideales; Saccotheciaceae. Bases 1 to 2370 code for a protein of 789 amino acids. Gene Ontology annotation, biological process: protein phosphorylation; tRNA export from nucleus. Gene Ontology annotation, cellular component: cytoplasm. The record is from RefSeq and is a predicted model, not a curated record. The transcript has 9 exons. Gene Ontology annotation, molecular function: ATP binding; protein kinase activity.
AUGGACUUUCUCAAGUCGGCUGUUGCAUCCGCCAUCUCCAAGGGUCCCGCAUUCCCCUAUUCGUUCGGAGAGAGAGUCGACAUCGACCAGUCUAUCUGGACUCUCCACAAUGGCACCAAGAGGGAAGACGGCUCUCGAUGCAGCAUCUUCUCCUUUGACGUGACGGCGAACAAGUCCCGCCUCCCUCUCGCAAAGAACGCACUGCGCAAGUUCCGUACCCUUCGACACCCUGGAGUAAUAAAGGUCUUGGACACUGUUGAGACAGACACCUACAUCUAUAUCGCCACUGAACGUGUGACCCCUCUGGGCUGGAAAACAAAGAGGAAGGCUGUCUCCGAGGAGAGCAUCAAAUGGGGACUACACAAUGUUGCUAAAACGCUUGCCUUCAUCAACGAGGAAGCCACUUCCGUCCAUGGAUGCGUCCGUACUUCGUCGGUCUUUACUACCGAGAGUGGAGAAUGGAAGCUUGGCGGCCUGGAUGUCUUGAGCUCUAUGAAAGAAGAGGAAGCCGUCAUCUACACAUACGGAAGUCUCACCCCCGAUUCGGGACGCUAUGCCCCACCAGAGGUCGCCAAAGGUGGCUGGGAUAGCAUCAAGAACAACCCCGUGUCUGCAGUCGACUCAUACGAUUUCGCUAUUCUUGUCAUCGAGGUCUUCAACGGCAGCUUCUCAGGGAGUGAACAGGUCGGCCAAACCAAAGGCAUUCCUGUCAACAUGCACGCUUCUUACAAGCGCUUGGCCCAUGCCAAUCCCAAGACAAGACUCAGUGUUGCUCAUUUCGUAGAGCAAGGAAGGAAAUCUGGUUCCUUCUUCGACACGCCGCUCAUACAGCUGACUGAUGGUAUCGACAAUCUGGGCUUGAAGACUGAAACAGAGCGCGAAGAUUUCAUUCGCGAACUUGAGGCUGUUGCGGAAGCAGACGACUUUCCGGAAGAUUUCUUCAAAGUCAAAGUGCUGCCCGAAUUGCUCAAAUCACUCGAAUUUGGUGGCGGAGGUCCCAAGGUCUUAUCCCUUGUCAUGCGCAUAGGAAAGAAGCUUUCCGACGAAGAGUAUGAGGCGACUAUCACGCCGGUAGUUGUGAGGCUCUUUAGUAGUCCCGAUCGCGCACUGCGCGUGUGCCUUCUCGAUAACCUUCCUCACAUGAUUGAUCAUAUGCCCCAAAAGAUUGUCACGAAUGGCAUCUAUCCACAGAUGGUGACCGGCUUCACAGAUCUAGCUCCACUCGUUAGGGAACAGACUGUCAAGGCAGUCUUGGUAGUUGUCCCCAAAUUAUCAGAUCGCAUAAUUAAUGGCGAGCUUUUGAGAUAUCUAGCCAAGACUGCCAAUGACGAGCAACCAGGCAUUCGAACCAACACAACCAUCUGUCUUGGGAAGAUCGCGAAGAACCUUGGCACUAGUUCGCGCACCAAAGUUCUAGUCGCUGCGUUCUCAAGAUCUCUCAGAGAUCCCUUUGUGCACGCUCGCAAUGCAGCGCUUCUGGCCUUGUCAGCAACGGCUGAUCUGUUUACGGAAGAUGAUUGUGCAAACAAACUGCUCCCAGCGAUCUGUCCAUCUCUUGUGGAUAAAGAGAAGAUCGUUCGAGACCAAGCAAACAAGACAUUGGACAUGUAUCUCCAACGUAUUCGCAAGUAUGGCGAAACCCUUCCAGACAGCGUGCUGCCACCGCCAGAGGCCGCCGGCUCGAAUGCACCACGUAUGAGCACUCCGCAACCAGGAGGCUCAGGAUCAGGUUGGGCUGGAUGGGCAAUCUCGUCCUUUACCAAUAAGUUGGCAACAGCAAGUGGUGAAAUGCAGCUCACCAAUAGUGCUGCAGCCACAUUCGGCUCGGAUCGAUCAUCAUCCACACCACCAGCGAAUCAAAGUUCAGCGGCUGCUGAGUCCCUUGCUGCCGGUCGCACUCGCCCUACUCCAACAUUUUCUCCAUCUGCACCGACUGUACCCAGAGUUUUAUCCGGUCUGCGUAAUGCUACUCCUACGUUGUCUGAUGUCGAUCAGGAAGACUUUGGCGAUGACUGGGGUGCAAUGGACGAUGAUGCUGCUGCCGAUGCGUGGGGCGAGAUUGCAGACAGUGCGCCAAACGCCGCGCCUGUCAAGGCCUCGAUUGUAUCAUUUGACGACGGUGGCGAGCCCGACUUUGAAGGAUGGCUAAACGCACAAGCGCAGGCCAAGACGAAAGCGAAGAACCCUCUACCCAAGGGUCUCACAAAGAGUAAACCGGUAACUGCUCCGGCAACGAAGCCAAGCGUAUCUAGAACAACAUCUGCAACGGUCACGACUAGAGCAAAGCCAGCAGCAAAGGCAAUACCUAGUAAGCCAACAAAGCCUGCGGCGAAGGAGGAAGAGGAAGAUGACUGGGGUUCGGCCUGGUGAUUUAUGGUAGCAGAAGAGUAGGGAAUGCUAGCCCUUGAACCUUUGAUAGAGUUACAUAAUUU